Messenger RNA from Aspergillus saccharolyticus JOP 1030-1, 1026 nucleotides. Its product is annotated as class I SAM-dependent methyltransferase. The coding region runs from base 161 to 907 and encodes 248 amino acids. Gene Ontology annotation, molecular function: methyltransferase activity. The transcript is spliced from 8 exons. NCBI's taxonomy places the organism in Eukaryota, Fungi, Ascomycota, Eurotiomycetes, Eurotiales, Aspergillaceae. The record is from RefSeq and is a predicted model, not a curated record.
GCUGGAUGAUGCCAGUUAUACUUCCAGUCUCGCCUCGAGUGCUAUGAAUUAUGCGUAUGAGAACGGUCGCAGAUAUCAUUCCUACCAUGAGGGUGAAUAUGUAUUACCCAAUGACGAACAAGAGCAAGAUCGACUCGACUUGAGUCAUCAUAUUUAUAGCAUGCUGCUGAAAGGCGAAUUGCACCGUGCGCCCAUCAAGAACCCCGCUCGCGUUCUGGAUAUCGGCACCGGGACGGGGAUAUGGGCAAUAGACUUUGCGGAUCAGCAUACUGGAUCUGAAGUUAUCGGCAACGACCUUAGUCCCAUUCAACCGUCAUGGGUCCCGCCGAAUUGCCGCUUCGAGAUUGACGACUUUGAACAACCCUGGUCGUACAGCAAACCGUUUGACUACAUCCACGGUCGCGAGCUGGAGGGCUGCAUCCGCGACGUCGACCGGCUAAUGGCACAAGCGCUCGAGAAUCUCCGGCCGCGCGGCUGGUUUGAGAUUGCCUCGAUGGAGGUCAACACCUAUUCGGACGACGGGACGCAUCUCAAGGCCACGACCCUGCUGGAAGGGGUUAAGUUCAUGCACGACUGCGCUUCGAAGUACGGAAAGGAUAUGCGGACCGUGCACGGAUGGAAGGACAAAAUGGAGAAAGCGGGAUUUGUGAAUGUACGGGAGGAGAUCUACAAGCUCCCUCAAGGCCCGUGGGCCAAGGACCCGAAGAUGAAGGACCUGGGCAAGUUCCACCAGGUCAACAUGCUCGAGGCCAUGGGCCCUUACUGCUAUGCGCUGUUCACGCGGGUGAUGGGGUGGCAGAGGUCCGAGAUCGAGGUGUUCGUCGCGGGGAUAAAGAACGAGCUCCGCGACCCGAAUUUGCAUCUCUACACCAAGGUCCAUAUUGUGUACGGGCAGAAGCCGGAAUGACACCGUUGUGAGGCCAGCUGCUGUUCUGGUAAUAGGAUACCCAGGUUUAUGAUUUGGAUGUGUUCCGUUUGUGACGACUUAGCGCUAGCUAUUAAUGAGAAUGAAUGACUUCUUUGGCA